UCCUCCCUCCCCAUUCUCCAUCAUCGAUCUCUGCUUCCUUAGUUCCGCCGCCUCCCCAUUCUCCUUCAUCGAUCUCUGCCUCCUUAGUUCCGCCGCCCUCUCCAGCAACCAAAGUAGUUCGUUUGUCGAGCUAGCGCCGGCCAUGGCCGUCCUCAAGCGACCUGCCGCUGUCCUCGACGCCGGCCACGGCCACGCGACGGCCGCUCAACAUCGACAAUCGCCGUCGUGCUGCAAGAGGAGCCGCGCCUCCAUCGGGAGCACCGACGACUACGAGAAGGUGGCCUGCCUAGGGAAAGGCGGCUUCGGCGUCGUCCACAGGAUGCGCCACCGCGUCACCAAGAAGAACGUGGCCGUCAAGUUCCUCUCCUCGCCCGACGACACCGACGUCGUCAAAGAUCUUGAGCAGGAGGCACGAUUCCUCGAGGCCUGCGACGGAAACCCCUACGUCGUCGGCUUCGAGGGCCUGGUGUGCGACCCAGCAACCGGCGACACCGCAGGCCUCGUCAUGGAGUACGUCGAGGCGUCGAGCCUCUGGUCUUUGCUGUGGGACAGGCGCGAGCGCGACGACCCGCCGCUCCCGGAAUCCACGGUGCGCGACUUCAUGUGGAAGCUCCUGACCGGUGCCGACAAGAUGCACGAGCACGACCGCCACAUCGUCCACCGCGACAUCAAGCCAGCCAAUAUCCUCGUCGGGAAAAACCUGGAGCUCCUUAAGAUUUGCGACCUCGGGCUGGCCAUGUCCAUGGCCGACUGGCCGCCGUACAACCGGGCCGGCACGGCGUCCUACAUGGCGCCCGAGAUGAUCCUGGGGAAGAAGGACUACGAAGCGGUCGUGGAUACGUGGUCCAUCGGCUGCGUCUUUGCCGAACUGCUCACCGGCAAGACGCUGUUCAAUGGCUACCUCGAAGAUGACGACGAAGACGAGACAACGAAUGACAUAAGGCAGCUGUGGAGCAUCUUCUGUGUGCUCGGGAUGCCGGACGAGAGGACGUGGCCGGAGUUCAAGUCGCUGCCGCUCACCGCCGACGUGCUGAAACGGCUACCAGCGGGGUACAAGCACAGCCGGCUCCGGUAUUUGUUCCCUGAAGACAAGCUGUCCGAGGAAGGAUUCCAGGUGUUGCAAGGGCUCCUCACGUGCAACCCCGACGAGCGACUGACGGCAGCCGACGCGCUGAAGCUCCCAUGGUUCGAUGCACCUCGUUCGGUGGCCGCCGCCGCUGCCGCUGCGAAGGUCGACUCUCUGUCGUUUUCGAAAAAGAAGGCACCAAGGAUCAAGUUCAUCCCACCGGCGAUGCCACCACGUGGAACGCAGCGCAACGAGUGUAAUUAGACCCUGUAGAUCAGUAGAUGUAACUGUGCUUGGAUGAGCCAUCAAAGUAGAGGCUGAUCCCUGGUGCCUUGAUCGCCGGAUCGCCCAUUAGUGUUGGCCUGCUUUUCUGAAUUCUAUGUGUCAUUGUGCACAUGUUCAGAGAAUCAGAGAUGUGUAGUUGUGAAGUUGUUUUCAGAGAUUACAUUCGAGUGCUGACAUGUUGUUUACUACUCCUACAUGCUCAAUUGUUGAGUUAUACUGCACAAUCUCCGUUGU
Molecule: messenger RNA, 1585 nt
Organism: Hordeum vulgare subsp. vulgare (domesticated barley)
Lineage: Eukaryota; Viridiplantae; Streptophyta; Magnoliopsida; Poales; Poaceae
Product: putative cyclin-dependent kinase F-2
Exons: 1
Coding region: 143-1330 (395 amino acids)
Biological process (GO): protein phosphorylation; regulation of mitotic cell cycle
Cellular component (GO): nucleus
Molecular function (GO): cyclin-dependent protein serine/threonine kinase activity; ATP binding
Source: RefSeq, a predicted model, not a curated record